AUGGGUACGACUGGAUUGACUUUGGCAGAUUUGCCGAAUAUAUUUAUUAUGAUAGGUGCUCUAGUUGCGCUUUUUGUGAUGCUAGUCAUAUUACUCAGGAAUAUGGAAGUUAUAGGUAUAGUGGGUGAAGGUCGGGAUGAUACCUGGCCGAGGGCAAUGCAGCCACCUCGCCUGUUGAUGCAAAGGGUCCAUAUACCAUUCACAUUUAAACUACAAGAAAACAAGCCUAUAGGAUACAGCAGUGUCUCCAGCAGUAUAUCUUCAACAGUCCGCUACUGGAGCGCCAGUUGGUGGGGUGCUCCGGUGAGGGACCUGCACCAGACGCUCUGGGGCACCCUGCCAGAGAUACUAGCCUCCAAACACCUGGAUUUCACCAAGAAUCCACCUCAUGAUGAGCAAGACGUGAAGUUGUCUUCGGAGCCUCUACAACUUGGUCCGCCUCCAAGAACCCGCUACCCUUUAGUGGUAAUACUAGCCAGGGACCAAAGAGACACGUCUGAACUCAGGCCAGAUGAUACAGUGGCUCUGAUAACGGUGGUACAUAUUAGAGACGACCAAUGCCCACUGCCAAGCGGUAUUAUAGCACAAUACCUAAAACAGGCGAACGGACACCUCUCCUGUCUCAAGCAACUGUACGUAUCUGGUGAGGUUGGUGACGUCAGUAGUGACGUGUCUCCCGAGUCUUGUGGGGGCUUCGGUCGGGAGGCUCUCUGCUGCGUGUGCGCCUCCGCCCCGCUGUCCAGAGCCCUAUUGCCCUGCCGGCACGCCUGCCUCUGUGCGAGGUGCCUACCUAAGCUGGACAAGUGCCCUAUAUGCCGCAGCCCCAUCAGCAGCUACUUCUGCAUCAGGAACGAAGACGAGCCGCUGUCGGACCUCAAGCAGAACCUGACCACCAACAGGCGGAUACUGAACCUGUUCCACUACCACUAG
Molecule: messenger RNA, 930 nt
Organism: Danaus chrysippus (African queen)
Lineage: Eukaryota; Metazoa; Arthropoda; Insecta; Lepidoptera; Nymphalidae
Source: the annotation of a GenBank genome assembly